Messenger RNA from Aspergillus campestris IBT 28561, 1035 nucleotides. Its product is annotated as ATG16 family protein. NCBI's taxonomy places the organism in Eukaryota, Fungi, Ascomycota, Eurotiomycetes, Eurotiales, Aspergillaceae. The coding region runs from base 196 to 807 and encodes 203 amino acids. The record is from RefSeq and is a predicted model, not a curated record. The transcript is spliced from 3 exons.
ACUUCACCAUCUAGGUAUCAUGGGCUACUAGCUGGUAGCCAGUUCGUCUGGUAUCACGACAUUAUUACUAUUUGUUAGGGGAUAUACGUUCCGGUCUUAUCAUCAACCCGUUGUGUCAACAUGCAUUUAUGAUCCACUUUCCUAUUCUCUUAAGUCGACAACCCCUCAUAUCAUCUAUCUACAAUCUAUAUUCAUAUGGCGCCCUGGGGCGAGGAGUACUCCGUCGCCUUGGCGGUUCGCGAUCGACGAGAAAAAGCCAACAGCGCCAUCUACGACGCUUACACCAAACUCGCCGACCGAGCCAGUCGCUCAACGCCCACCACCGCACCACCAUCUGGCGCCCAAUCGCCAGCAGCAGCCGCGCGCUCCCCAUCCACCACCGAUCCCAAGAAGCAGUCGAAAGGGGAGUCGGCGCAAUCGCCGCACGAUCUUCUAGCCCUCACUCGCGCGGAUCUGUCGGAAGCGCAGCGAUCGCGCUCGGAGCUGCAGGACCGACUGAAUCGUACAACCGCUGACCUGGAGAAGCUGCGCAAGAGGAAUACCCUUGACGGUCGGCGGAUUAAGACGCUGGAGCAAGAUGCGACACAUCUACAGUUGCGGUUGAAGGAUCGCGACGAGGAGUUGAGGGGGAAAGCGAAGUUACUUGAUGAUUUCCAAGACGAACUUGCUUCGUUGAACUUGCAGCUUAAUAUGGCUGAGGAACGCACCGGUCGGUUGCAGCGGGAAAAUCAGGAGCUCGUUGAUCGGUGGAUGGUGAGGAUGGGCAGGGAGGCGGAAGCUAUGAAUGACGCUUCCAAAUAUUCUUGAGGGUGAUGAGGGUCGGACUAAACAAACAAGUGUUCUUCUUGUAACAUGCAGCGCAGGUGUCCUGCACGGUUCUGAUGGUUUCUUUCUCUCUCUUCUAUACCUGCUCUGUUCUAUGUAAUGAUACCCAUGAUAUAUGCACAGGAUGCCAUGUUGACACCCGCGGCUCACCCAUCCCAUCCCAUCCCAUCCCAUCCCAUAAUCUUGCGUCAAGUCAUAAGCACCAAACCG